GCAAUUUCUAUAAAUGACUCUCAAUUAUUUUGUCAUGGGCCGCGACAUGAUACAAAUGCCACUCUACAUUUGAACCCACCUCUAUCCCUAGAUCCCACAGUGUACCCCACCCCAAUGGAUCACACUAUAUCCAUCUUACCCCGGGAGACAUUCUGGAUGCUCCUGGAUUAUUUAGAACCCCGAGAUGUGAUCCGCUGCCGCAGUGUAUCUCGCUUCUGGAACGAAGCCUUCAGAGACCCAGCUAAUCUGGUUCCGUUAAUGCGGAAAUGGUUCCCGUUGGCGAAGGAGGUUCGGGAGCUAGUACAUAACCAAACUUCUUUGGAUAUUGAGUGCACGGACGUUGAUAGUGAUGGUCAUCACUGGCGCGAGACCUUCGACCGCAUCGCGUGCAGAUACGACCAUCUCGCUCAGGGCAAACCGAAAUCCAUCCAAAAGUUCAAACUGAGCGAUGACUUUGGCGUCUCCGGCGAGAGGGGGUGGUUCCCGGUGCAGCCGUGGGAAAACCAUGCUAGUCAUUUGAUGCAAAAAGUCGAUGAUCUCUUUUUUGAGUCCUCGUGGACAUAUGAGGAUGGUCUACUGGUGUUUCUAAGUGCGGAUCAUCGCUGUCUAGUGCUUGUGGACUUGGAGACGGAUAGGAGGUUUAUGGUCCCAUUUAUCAUCAGGGGAAAGGUGAUACGAAGAGUUCGCCUCCAAAAGCGUGUCCUUGUGGUUGAAUGGGCAGAACCGAAAGCCUUCCACUGGUUGAAUGAUUCCGACGGCGUACAUCGCCAUUUCGCUUCCUCGUUUGACGUGGAGGAAGACUCGACCGGCGGAUGGAGAGUAAUACCUCGAAAUGAAUGGAAGAUCAUGUUCCUGGGGCAUCCACUAAGCGAACGAGAUCGAUUCUUUUCCUCCCACAGCAAAACCCACUACGUAAUAUACAUAUGGCAGCCCAACCGCAGCUUAUACACUGCAGACGACGACGCACCCAUCGAAUCACUCAUGGUCUGGGAUAUCUCUCAACGAUCCUCAUACCGACCAUCUCUAGACCCAACCGGCUGCCUACGUGUCCCCGGCCAAGACACAGGACCGGAACAAGUCACCCGCUUGGGAUUCAGAGAACUAGGCUUCUUCUCCGUACGACAGCGCGGCCUUCCAGCUAUCCAGCGGCUAGAAGUCACAGACGACGCGCAAGCAAUCGAAAUAACCGAGACCAUCUGCACAGGGCCAAUGGACAGACUCGUUGGCCCGGCGGAAUGGACCUCAGAAGUACAAAUCACCAAUAUCCCCUUAACCGGCGAGGGACCCUGUCUAAGACGAACGAUAACAGACGUUAAAUUCCCCCCUUACCGUGGAAGUAACGGCUUACAAACAAAACCACUUGAGUUUGCUGCUUGUGAUGGGCCUUGGUAUACGAUUGUUUCGGAGACGAUCGAUGAACAGGCUCAAGUGGGCUUUUGUCUGCAUUUAAGCCCAUUCGCGUGGCCUUUUGUUUUGAGUGAGUUUUUGAGCGUGAGGACUCCGUCUUCAAGCGUUACUUUGAAACCUGAGGAUAUAUAUGAGAUUACGGGUAGGGGUAGUGUUUGUGGGAAUGAGAGGUAUUUGGUUGGGGAGAAUAGGAAUCGCGAGCUUGUCGUGUUUAGAUUUGAUAAAUAGAGUAUACCCUAGUAUUUAGACCUGGUGAGGGAAUUGAGUUUUGAGAUAUCUGAA
Aspergillus glaucus CBS 516.65 is the source of this 1689-nucleotide messenger RNA. RefSeq names its product F-box protein. The transcript has a single exon. Gene Ontology annotation, molecular function: protein binding. The record is from RefSeq and is a predicted model, not a curated record. NCBI's taxonomy places the organism in Eukaryota, Fungi, Ascomycota, Eurotiomycetes, Eurotiales, Aspergillaceae. Bases 115 to 1635 code for a protein of 506 amino acids.